This is a messenger RNA of Biomphalaria glabrata, 7178 nucleotides long. RefSeq names its product cysteine-rich hydrophobic domain-containing protein 2-like. The coding region runs from base 22 to 516 and encodes 164 amino acids. The transcript is spliced from 6 exons. The record is from RefSeq and is a predicted model, not a curated record. NCBI's taxonomy places the organism in Eukaryota, Metazoa, Mollusca, Gastropoda, Planorbidae.
AAUGUGAACGUAUUGUAAACAAUGGCUGACUUCGACACCAUAUAUGAAGAAAGAGAAGACGAAGCCAACAGUAUUGAUAGUUACAGUAUUUAUGUUCCAGAUCCAAUAAUUAUCAGAGGAGCUGGAAAUGUAACAAUAUUUGGAUUAAGCAAUAAGUUUGAAACAGAUUUCCCACCACGUCUUGCUGCAAAGGUUGCACCAGAAGAGUUCAAAGCGACUAUUACGAGAAUCAACAAUGUCCUGCGUAAAGCGCUGCCUGUAAAUGUGAAGUGGCUAUUUUGUGGCUGCAUAUGUUGUUGCUGUACUCUCGGCUGCUCACUUUGGCCAGUAGUAUGUCUCAGUAAACGGACACGACACUCUUUGGAAAAAGUUUUAGACUGGGAAAACAGUCAUUUAUAUCAGAAGCUUGGAUUGUCGUGGCGACUAAAUAAACAACGUUGCGAUUCAAGCAGCAUGAUGGAAUAUGUAUUAGUCUUAGAGUUCAUUCCAAAAGUGCCAAUAUUUCGACCAGAUUAAAACCAGGUAGAUCUGUGGAUUCUUGAACUAAACUACUAAGAUAUCUGUUUCAUUAGCAUUCCAAUCAAGCCAGACCUUUUUCUUUUUGUUCUUCUCAAUUAUUCAUUGUCCUACAUGGAGCACAGCAACGUUGAUCUCAUUUUGAUGUAUCACAUUUGUUUCUCUGAACACAGUGCUUUCAAACCUCGUUAUGUCAAACUUAAUGCAUGAAGUUAGGUUUAAGCUAGGUUGAUAAAACUAGAACUCCCUGAUUGUGUAAUGCAAGAUGUACUGUGCACAGAGGCCUUGAGCAAAGUAAUAUCCGUCUACCAUUGCAAAUGUUUCCAGAAAGCCAGGCUAUAUGGUAAAGAGUUCCACUCUUGCCACAACAUAAAACCCAAAAAUGUCAUUUAGAUGACUGGGCCCACCCAACUUCCGAUGCUCAACCAGGAUGCUGGGUGAAUAUAAGCAGUAUCAAUCUAACGAGGUUUGAUUGCACCUCAUGACAUGUGUGGGUAUGUAACAAAGACAACUUCACUGUAAUAUUUGACCUUGUAAUGAUACACACAUGCAUUUGUUACAAUAAUAUAAUUGUAAUCUUAUACGACUCAUGCAUUCUGUUUGUUUAAAAAGUUACUAUUCAAAGUAUGUUAAAAAAAAAUUUUUUUAAUUUUAAAUCUGUAUUGUUGAGGAUGUAUAAUUGACAUACAUUUGAGUUGUAAUGCCAUGGAAUUUGCAACAUUUCAAAAGUUUUGUUGUUCCUUUAUUUCACAAAAAAUUUUUUUAUUUUAGUUGCUGUUUUUUCCCCCAUUUAUUUUUACAUAAAUAUGUUUCUCAGUAUCUGUUAUAGAGCUCUUUACUAUUGUCUCUACUAUAUUAUCUGCUAAUUGUUUUUUUUAAACUCAUCAAUUAAAACUUAUUCUGCUAUUACUAUUCAAGUGUGAUUUUGUAUGCUUGGGUAAGAGACACUAGUCAGACACAAUACAAACUUUCUGUCCCUCUCUAUUGGAGGUUUGAUAAGUAGCUAAAGAAUGCUGGCUUAAUCUCUGCAUCAUAGGCAUAGGAGAAAGGUAGAAAAUUUACCAAAAAUGAACUCUCUUUUGAGACCAAAGUAAUGGAUGGGUUAAAUAAUUGUAUUCCUAACUUUUAAAAUAUGAGACUUGUUCAUGCCCAUUCAUUGACAUUUGACUUAAAUUGGUAGGUUUAGACCAUGAUUCCCAAAAUGGUCUAUAUAGACCCCCUGGGGUCUAUGAACACUUAAGGGGUCUACGAGCCAAAAAAGUUUGGGAACCACUGGUUUAGACAUUUCUUCAGAAAGAAGAUAUUUACAUCCUAGCCCAAACCUCCUGGAGGACAGCAGGGCAUCACAGUGGGAUGAUUAAAAAUAGAUUAAUGGACAAGUUUUUUCACAGUGUAUAGUGGCAUGCUAAAUAUCCUAACAGAUGUAAUCAAAGGUAGUUAGUAUGUGUGUCUGGACAAUAUAUACAUUCUAUAUUAUAGAAUCUAUGAUCACAGGGACUUAUUCAUUUUGUAUGGACUAUGUGAUGUUAGUCUUAAAAUAAUUGUAGAACAUGCACUGCAAUUCUUGGUGCAAGAUCUUUUUUUUUUUAAUUUUUCAUCUUUUAUGUUAGUUUUUCUGUGUUAUAUAAGUCUUGUACAUCUUGUACAUGUACCAACUACUUGAAAUCAAUGCAAUAUUUGAAGUUGUAUUAUAUUACGUCUAUUUAUGCUUACACAUUUCUGUACUGCUAGUACUACUAUACAAAUCUGGCUGUGUUGUUUUUGUGUUGUUAUGGUAAACAGGAAACAGUUAUCCUUUCAUCCUGUGUUGAAAUUGUUUCUCUUGUGUACAUACAGACAGAUUUAAAGGAGAAUUAAAUGGAAGAUGAAAGAACACAUUGUCAAUGCAUUGUUUUUGGUUCAUGCGCAAACAAUAAACCUCAACCUCAACUAUCUCUGAAGGCUACAGGAACAUUUAGACACUGUGUGUCCAGAGCUGGCCUGACAAGUUGCGGGGCCCAAUCUAAUGGUUGCUCGCGAGGACUUUCUUUUAAUUUUUUUUUUAAACAAUAACAACUAUUACUAUUAAUUAGAUCAUUUUAUGAACAUUUGUUAUACAAAAUGCAUAGGAAGCAAUUCAAAAGCAAUAGGUUCCAGUUGAUUAAUUAAUGUUAUGCCAAUAUCACGAUACACUGAAUAUGUUAACCUUUUAAAUCCUACAUCUUUCAAAGCCUGACUGAUUGUGAUAUGCUUAAUGUAAAUUGUGGGGCCCUUGCCAGGUGCUUGGAACAAUUGGCCUAAGACCUGCCCUGUUUGUGUCUAGGCAGGUGUUCAACCAAAUGAGAAUGAGCGUUGAGUUUAAUUGUUUGUUUUUUUUUUGGGGGGGGGGGGGUCUGUCCAUGGACCACAUGUUGAGAAUCAUUGAUGUACACUCUAAAAUGUUAACAUCACUGACCUUGUACACAAAAACUUUAUAUUAUUAAUGAUAUACACAGUAAACAAUGUAUCAUCAGCAAUUUUACACACACAUAUAUUACAGAUCAUGUACAUUAUACAACACAUUAUCACAGAUCAUUAUCACUAAUUGAUCUUAAACAUUGCACGAUGCUUCAUGCCAAUUAAACAAGAAAAACAUGAGCAAUCUGUCCUGUAUUAUCAAGCACUGUGCAUAUCUUAUACCAGUACUCAAAAGAUUUGUAAAAAAAAAAAUGCCUUUUCACUGUCACCUUUGUCUCACCAGUCGAAUUGUAUUCAUUGUAAUGUUGUUAUAUUAUUCUCUUGUUAAUGAACAUAUUGAAACUAUUGCAGGUAAAUUAUGUGUCAGUUCUUUGUAUUCAAUGAGAAUGAGGAUAAAGACAUGUAUCACACAUUAAUUGUAUCUUUGUCUUGAAUUACUUAGACUUAGAUCCUGUUUAAGUACUUAGACUUAGAUCCUGUCUUCAAGUACUUAGACUUAGAUCCUUGUCUUGAAGUACUUAGACUUAGAUCCUGUCUUCAAGUACUUAGACUUAGAUCCUUGUCUUGAAGUACACAAAAAGCUUUGUUGUUUCUUUAAUUUUUUUUUAUCACUUUAUUUAUUUUAUAUAAAAUUUGAAAAAAAAAAAAGAAAGAAAGAAACUUUAAAAAUACCUGGACUUUUAUUUUGUAUAAACUCAUUUGUUCAAACUUCUUUAUGAUGCAAUACAAAAUGCUGAUGCAUAUUUUAUAGAUUUGAAGCAUUGUUGUUUUUGUUUUUUAGGAAGGAGAGGUACAUCAAAAGAAUUGCAUCAUGUAUUUUAAAAGAAUAACAAAACACUUUCUAUCAGGUUACAGUAGUAAUGCACAAAUUUAGUUAUGCUAAUGUUGGUAAAUUCAUUUCAGCUUUGGAUUGUACCCGUGGUGUGCGUAUAAAUAAUGUAUAAAUGAUUUUUUAGCCUAAACCUCUUUAAAUGAAUGCAGGGAAUGGCGGGGAGAAUGAUUUUAAGUUUUAUUAUGACUGUCUUAAGCCAUGUAGCAAUAUGGUGUGUGCUACAGAAUGCUCUGGAUUCUUGUUUGGGGUCACACUGUAGGGAUUCCAAUGUUUGAACAUUAUACAUGAAAACACUAGAGUUACAAUGUAUCAAAAACUGUUUGUAUGCCAUGUAGCAAUAAGGUCUGUGUUACAGAAUGCUCUGGAUUCUAGUUUGGGUCACACUGUAGUGAUUCCAAUGUUUUUACAUUAUACAUGAGAAAAUUUAAAAUGGUAUGUUUCAUUGUUUGUGUGUAGAGGGCAUAGCAUUUACUUGAGUUACUGGAUGAACUACUGUCAAAUCCAGUUAAUCAGACCAACAGUUAAUUGGACUUGCCGCUUAUUCAAACUGAAUUCUUAAGUAUCGAAAUCAAUUUUACUAUACAAAUGAGUCUGGUUAAUCGGAUCAGCCUGUCAUUAGCACCAAAACAAUUCUACUCUUAUAUAUUUCAACCGGAUUCGGUUGUAAUUGUAAACACUUUAAUGUGUCAGAAGUUAAGUAUUUAUUCAAAGAGAAGCUUUUCUUACAUUGUCUUGCCUGAAUUAUCUGUUCUUUCACUUUAUUUUCCCUUGUAUACUCGCUAAGCAUGUUAUUAAUAUAAUUAGCGUUAGUGGUAUUAGGCAGGAUUAGGGUGAGAACAUGGGUAGGCAAUUUGUUUGUUUUUUGCUCACACCCACUCAUUGUUAACCAAUAAAGGGGGAACAUUAUCUAUCAUACUAAUAAAUAGCAAAGCUAGUUUUGAAUGAGAGAAAUAGAGACAGAAUGUUUUGUAAAUACUUAGGAACUGAUGUAUAGGAUAAAACACAAACUUGUUCUUGCAGAUAUUGUAUGCCUUCUCAGAGUCUCAUAAAAGGAACAGGUGAUUUUGUAUCUGUAGAGUUGUAUGUUACUAACAUUUUUCAUUACUGUUGUUAUUUUUUUUUUUUUUUUUUUUUAUAAACAUCCAUUUAUUUCAUUUACUUUUAUUUAUUUCCUUGACAAAUGUAAACAAUUUUAUAAGAAAAAAAAAGGUGUCUGUAUUUUCAGUUUUAGGUUACAUCCUUGCCACUGUCUUUUUUUUUUUAAUCUUUGCUGCCUCACUUUUUUCUUGUGUUGCCACUUUAGUAUGCUUAACGUUUCAUAUUUGCGUUUAGAGGCUGCUGUGUCCUAGUGAACCUUUUUUUUGUUCCAAUAUUCAUUAUCCAGAGCUACACAAAGUAAUCUUGUCAUUGUGAAUUGAUGCAUUUAGUUCUUUCUUAGACCACACAGACAUUAUAUUGUAGAAUGGCACUCCUUAAUAGUAAUUACAUACAAUGACUUAAUCAGAUCCACUUCCAAUACAUUUGUUCUAGAUCAUUUCCAUGCAGAUAAUGUUCACUACCUGUCUGUAUAGUAAAAAUGCCCAUUUCAUUUUAGUGCUUGCCCAGGUUAACGGAACACUGACAAACAAUUUAACAAAAUCGACCUGAACUCCUUGUCCUUUGAUAAAAAAUCAACCUUUUUAAAAUAAUUAUUAUUUUAUUAUCUACAGUAAAGUAGUUUCAUUUUUUUUUCUUACUGUGACAUGAAAGAUGAAAAACUUUGCUCACAUAUACUCAAUAGCAUCCACUGAAUGGUUUUAAUAAUCUCAUACAUGUUUUUUUUUUUUUUUGGUUCUAGAUUUGUUUUUCUUUGUGCUCUGUAUAACAAAAUAUGGUUUGCAAAAACAACACUAAAUGUUGUUGAUGAAUAUUUAAUUAAAUGACUUGUUUUAGUUUUUGUAUCAACAGAAGUUUUUUUUCCUAUUUCUCUACAUUAGUAAAAUAAAUUUAUGCUAAUUAGGAAUUUUGAAUUAUUUUUUAAUUAUUAAGCCAUCUGUAUUCCAGCUUUGUACAAUUUCAGCCAACCUAUUAGUGAUUGUUGAGUGCAUUUUUUUUUGUGUGGACUUUCUUUAGAUUUAAAAUACAUUUUUUAUGAUUUCAUCUUGAACUGAGCUUUUAGGGGAAUGACUCUUUUUUUGGCUUUAUUCUUGUGUUAAGAUGUUCCAGUUGUUUUGUGAGAAAAGAACAGACCCUUGAAUUUAAGUUUCUUUUGCAAUUGAUGCUUAUAUGAGCUUUUUUUAAAAUACAUUUUCGUUCUUCAUAUAAGCAAACUGACUUAAUGUUUAAGAUUGCAGUAAGAAAUUGUGGUCAUAUUAUGAAGUGAAGUAUCUUUGGAUUCUAGUGUCCUAUGGUUAAUGAGGGUAUGUGGUCAGCACAACGACCAACCGCCUUUACUUUUCCCCAACUAAUGUCAGGUACCAAUUAGAGCUGGGUGGACUCAGAGGCGCUCAAAGAUCCCGAAAUUAGAAAUCCCAGGAUUCAAACCCGGGACCCCCGGUUCAGAAGCUAAGUGCUGUACCGCUUAACCACUGCAUCUCCUUCUGAAGAAAAUGGGAUUUGUUUUUGAGCUUCUUUGACACAGGGACUUACAAUUCUGAGCUAAAAAAAUCUUCUGGAUUUGGACUUGGCCUUCUUGUUUUGUUGUAACAUUGGUCUGUUGCAAUGCAAAUAUACCUGUUAUUUAGAUCAAAUAGAUCAUUUCAUGGAGAAAAUAUGGAACAUGAUGGUAAAUUGCCAAAUCUUUUUAGACACAUAUUUAAUCCUCUAAAAUCAUUUUUUUUCCUUAUCAGAAAUAAAUUGAUGUUUUUUUUUUGUUCUUAUAUGUCAGGCAUUUAUGAUUCUUCUUACUGAUAAUAAUACGAAUCACUUAUUUUAAUGAUUUUCCCCCCUCUAUUUUCUGAAUCUUUUAAAGUUGCUUGGCUAAUAAUACAAGAUUGUUAUAUAGAUGAAAAUAAUUCUGGCACUUAAGUUUUUUUUUGUUUUUUUCAGUUGAUUCUUUUAGGUUUUGUUUCCUUUUGCUUAAUUUUUUUCUUUGUGUUUUUUUUCCUAUUUUUUAAUUCAUAGAUUGUUCUAUUUACUUGUAUUUGUUUAAGUCAACAAAUGUAUCACUUUUGAAAGAAAAAAAAUUCUAAACUAUUUACUACUAGACAUACGGGUAGAUAACUGGAUUUAUAAAUGCUCUCUCUCUAUAUUUGACUACUGUACAUGCAGAAGACUAUCCCAUGCUUUCUAUGUUCUAUUCUGUUUGUGAGGACAAAUCUGUUAUUUGUGUCCCACAGAGAAGUGUGUAAUGAUAGUUCACAGCAUCGUGUCUGUCGUGUAUAUUCAAAGUCAUUAAACAUUCAGGAUGUUGCAA